Molecule: messenger RNA, 830 nt
Organism: Suillus paluster
Lineage: Eukaryota; Fungi; Basidiomycota; Agaricomycetes; Boletales; Suillaceae
Exons: 5
Coding region: 277-717 (146 amino acids)
Source: RefSeq, a predicted model, not a curated record
UCUGUUCGAAUUUGUGCGAUCACCCGGUGGGCGUGUGCGACGUACCACGCGGCCAUAAGUACUCUGAGCGUUGCGCAGCGCACGCGUGUUUCUCCAAGUCUCGAACAUGUCAGACCUAGAAGAUGAACGUUUGAACGUUUGGACGAAGUUUAUUGGUUGAUUACGUUACUUACUCAUCUCUGGGCCUCAAGUUCCCGAUUCCAUAUGCAACCCGUUACCUUCCUUGAUACUUCUUAGUCGAUUCGUCUGCUCAUCCUCGCUCUCGACGCAUUGUCAAUGCCUUACUUCCCCUCACCCUCGGCGUGCUCAUCAGCACCUUCAAACCCCCGGCGCCGUUCCCUUUGGGCCCGCAUUCAGUUCCAGCCUGUAGCCUUACCUCAUAUCCUAUAUAGCCUGCGGGAUCCACUAUGGACUAUCUGCUCAAUUACGAGAUGGUUGAACAUGUCGAUGGGGAGAAGUAAUAGUAUGAGGCGGUUGGAGACAUUGGAGAGGAGGGUUGUCCAUGAUUCUCUUAACCAACUGAUCUUGCAAACGCUCGCCGUAGUAACCUCCGGCCUCCUGGUCGGUGUCUUGAUCGUCGAGCCGUGCAUAACGAGGGGCCAAAGCAAUACCAGUGAAUUUGUCUUUGUCCAUCACUUAUCAUGUGCAGCUGCCUCUACUUCCUUCUCGAACCUCGGGGGCGUAUACCGCGUCACCAAUAAAAGCCUCGUCUGCUGAGCCUACCGAGGUAAUCGAUGCGUCGGACGCAAACGAUCCGCUGGUCGAAAACAGCGAAAUCGAAUUCGAAAACGACUCCUCCUAUGACCAUCAAACCCCCGCGCUCCACAACA